Molecule: messenger RNA, 2964 nt
Organism: Nomascus leucogenys (northern white-cheeked gibbon)
Lineage: Eukaryota; Metazoa; Chordata; Mammalia; Primates; Hylobatidae
Product: sarcoma antigen 1
Exons: 20
Coding region: 85-2799 (904 amino acids)
Biological process (GO): snRNA 3'-end processing
Cellular component (GO): integrator complex
Source: RefSeq, a predicted model, not a curated record
CUAUCAACUGCACAGCGGGCAGAGGCAGAGGAACGCAGAACCUUCUCGCACAGCGGGAUAAAAGGGUGAAUUUGCAGCUGAUAGAUGCAGGCUUCUCCACUUCAAACGAGUCAACCAACUCCACCUGAAGAACUUCAUGCUGCUGCCUAUGUGUUUACAACUGAUGGGCAGCAAAUGAGGAGUGACGAAGUAAAUUUGGUUGCAACAGGGCAUCAAAGCAAAAAGAAACAUUCCAGAAAAUCCAAGAGACACUCUUCAUCUAAGAGAAGGAAGAGUAUGUCCCUGCAGUUAGACAAACAGGAAGAUGCUGCAGUCACUCACAACGUUCAUGAAGAGAGGAUAAAUAACGGCCAACCAGCAGCUAAUAACGUCUUGUCAACUGCUCCACCAUGGCCUGAUGCUACCAUCACUCACAAUAUCCAUGAAGAGAGGAUGGAAAAUGGCCAUUCUCGAACUGAUAAAGUCUUGUCAACUGUUCCACCACGGCUUGUUCAUAUGGCUGCAGCUGGUAUUCCAUCCAUGAGUACCAGGGAUCUGCAUUCUGCCGUCACUCACAAUUUCCGUGAAGAGAGAAUGGAAAAUGGCCAACGCCAACCUGAUAACGUCUUGUCAACUGGUCCCACAGGGCUUAUUAAUAUGGCAGCAACUCCUAUUCCAGCCAUGAGUGCCGGAGAUCUCUAUGCUACAGUCACUCACAAUGUCUGUGAACAGAAGAUGGGAAAUGUCCAACCAGCACCUGAUAACGUGUUGUUGACUCUUCGACCACAUCGUAUUAAUAUGACAGACACUGGUAUUUCACCCAUGAGUACCACGGAUCCGUAUGCUACCAUCACUUACAAUGUCCCUGAGGAGAAGAUGGAAAAGGGCCAACUCCAACCUGAUAACGUCUUGUCAACUGCUUCCACAGGGCUUAUUGAUGUGGCAGGAGCUGGUACUCCAGCCAUCAGCACCAAUGGCCUGUAUUCCACCGUCACUCACAAUGUCUAUGAAGAGAAGAUGGAAAAUGACCAACCGCAACCUAAUAACAUAUUGUCAACUGUUCAACCAAUGGUUAUUUAUUUGACAACAGCCGGUAUUCCGGGUAUGAGUACCAGGGAUCAGUAUGCUACUGUCACUCACAAUGUCUGUGAAGAGAGGGUGGUAAAUAACCAACCAGUACCUAGUAACACCUUGUCAACUGUUCUACCAGGGCUUACUUAUUUGGCAACAGCUGAUACGCCAGCCAUGAGUACCAGGGAUCAGCAUGCUACCAUCGUUCACAAUGUCCGCGAAGAGAAGAAAGAUAACAGCCAACCAGCCCCUGAUAACGUCUUGUCAGCGGUUACACCAGGGCUUAUUAACUUGGCGGGAGCUGGUAUUCCACCCAUGAGUACCAGGGAUCAGUAUGCUACCGUCAAUCACCAUGUCCAUGAAGCGAGGAUGGAAGAUGGCCAACGAACACAGGAUAACGUCUUGUCAAAUGUUCUCUCCGGGCUUAUUAAUAUGCCAGGAGCUAGUAUUCCAGCAAUGAGUUCCAGGGAUCUGUAUGCUACUAUUGCUCACAGUGUUCGUGAAGAGAAGAUGGAAAGUGGCAAACCCCGAACUGAUAAGGUCGUAUCAAAUGUUGCACCACGGCUUGGUCAUAUGGCUGCAGGUGGUAUUCCAUCCAUGAGUACCAAGGAUCUGUAUGCUACUGUCACUCAAAAUGUCUGUGAAGAGAGGAUGGAAAAUAACCAACCACAACCUAGUUAUGACUUGUCAGCUGUUCUACCAGGACUUACUUAUUUGACAGCAGCUGGUAUUCCAGCCAUGAGUACCAGGGAUCAGUAUGCUAUUGUCACUCACAAUGUCCAUGAAGAGAAGAUUAAAGGUGGCCAAGCAGCAUCCGAUAACGUCUUCUCAACUGUUCCGCCAGCACUUGUUAAUAUGGCAGCAACUGGUGUUUCAUCCAUGAGUUACAGGGAUCAGUAUGCUGCAGUCACUCACAACAUCCAUGAAGAGAAGAAAAAUAACAGCCAACCAGCACCUGGUAACAUCUUGUCAACUGCUCCUCCAUGGCUUCGUCAUAUGGCAGCAGCUGGAAUUUCAUCCACGAUUACCAGGGAUCUGUAUGUCACCGCCACUCACAAUGUCCAUGAGGAGAAGAUGACAAAUGGCCAACAGGCACCUGAGAACUCCUUGUCAACGGUUCCACCAGGGUGUAUUAAUCUGUCAGGAGCUGGUAUUUCAUGCAGGAGUACCAGGGAUCUGUAUGCUACUGUCACUCACGAUAUCCAGGAGGAGGAGAUGGAAAGUGGUCAAACCCCUCCUGAUGGCUUCCUGUCAAAUUCUGAUUCACCAGAGCUUAUAAAUAUGACAGGACAUCGUACGCCACCCAAUGCAUUGGAUUCUUUCUCUUACGACUUCACAAGUCUCAGCAAAGAUGAGCUGCUUUACAAACCUGAUAGUAAUGAAUUUGCGGUAGGCACCAAAAACUACAGUGUCUCUGCAGGUGACCCACCAGUCACAGCAAUGUCUUCAGUGGAAACUGUGCCAAAUACACCACAAAUAUCUCCUGCCAUGGCAAAGAAAAUUAAUGACGAUAUAAAAUAUCAGUUAAUGAAAGAAGUUCGAAGGUUUGGGCAAAAUUAUGAAAGAAUUUUCAUUUUGCUUGAAGAGGUACAAGGAUCUAUGAAAGUCAAGAGACAAUUUGUUGAAUUUACCAUCAAGGAAGCAGCAAGGUUUAAAAAAGUUGUCUUAAUUCAGCAACUCGAGAAGGCGCUUAAAGAAAUAGAUUCCCACUGCUGUCUCAGAAAAGUUAAGCACAUGAGGAAAAAAUAAUUGUGUUAGUGCAAAGACCAAGGAGAAACAAGGACACAUGCUGUAGGAUGGAACAGGUUAUUGCUGAAGCUCCCUAUAAUCCUGAAGUGAAGAGAAUUCCCUUCCAGAAGCUACGAAAAAGGGAGCUGUUUAAAUUUAAUAAAUCUCUGCUAGCAAAAGCUGCAC